Purpureocillium lilacinum is the source of this 1812-nucleotide messenger RNA. RefSeq lists its product as uncharacterized. Gene Ontology annotation, molecular function: RNA binding. NCBI's taxonomy places the organism in Eukaryota, Fungi, Ascomycota, Sordariomycetes, Hypocreales, Ophiocordycipitaceae. Gene Ontology annotation, biological process: box H/ACA snoRNP assembly; ribosome biogenesis; pseudouridine synthesis. The record is from RefSeq and is a predicted model, not a curated record. Gene Ontology annotation, cellular component: sno(s)RNA-containing ribonucleoprotein complex.
AUGUCCGGCUUUCAGAUCCCCGGUCUCGGGCAGGCCAAGCCCAACGAAUCCUUACCGCCGGUUCCCGCCGAUACCGCCAUCGCUGCCGUCGCCAGCGCCGGACCAGAGGAGCACAUGCCCGACGCCGAAUCUUCGACCGCGCAGCCUACAGCACUAGCCACCGAGGCUGCGCCGAGCUCUUCGCAUGGCGAUGGCAAGCCCACCGAGUUGCAAGAUGCAACCGAAACCCAUACUGCGACUGAAGACUCGAUGGUGGUUGACAGGGCGGAGAGCCCGUCAUUGACAUCAGCCCUGGAGGCAGCCAUUGGCGGACUCGGCGAGACAGCGACCGAAACGACUGAAGCGACCGAAGUGAUCGCAACGACCACAGCAGAACCGCAGCCACCGUUGCAGGAACCAGCAGGCACCGUCGAGCUGCAAAAUGAUCACGGUGACAACCCGGAAUGGGAGAUCGACUCCUCGCCAUACGAGUCCUCCACCGAUUCAAGCAGUUCCGACUCCUCCGACCAGGACUCCGACAACGAGGGCUACGAACUUCUCGGUGUCGAGGAAACUGCACGCCUGCUCAUGGACGCGGAGGCUGGUGGUUCUGACGACGAGGGCGAACGCGGAGGCCGUUCCGGAAAUGGCAGCCAGCUGCGCACGAAGAACGAGCUCGCGGAAGAGGCAAUCCCGCGGCCCGAUGUCACCAUCACCGUGGACAUGAAGAUUGAGGAGCUCGGUUCGGUGGAGCAUAUUGUCGAAAACGUCAUGCUCAUCAAGGCCUUCACUCCGGGCGAGUAUCAAGUCCUCGACACAGGCUCCGUGCUCUGCAACGCGGACCGCGUCGUGAUUGGCGCCGUCGCCGAAACGAUUGGCAAGGUUCUUCAGCCCAUGUAUACGGUUCGCUUUAACUCGGAGGACGAGAUCAAGGAGCUAGGCGUCGAGCUGGGCACCAAGAUCUUCUAUCCUGUCGACCACGCGUCCUUCGUCUUCACCGAGCCACUCAAGAACAUGAAGGGCUCGGACGCGAGCAAUAUCCACGACGAGGAGGUCGGCGACGACGAGAUGGAAUUCUCCGAUGACGAGAAGGAGGCCGAAUACAAGCGCUCUCUCAAGCAGAAGAAGAACAAGAACAAGGCUGGCGCCGCCGGCGACGGCGGUGGGCGUGGUGGUGGUCACCGGGGGGCUCAUCCUCUGCGGCAAGAGGUCAGCGCGUCAUCCGACACGCUCAACUACGACGAUGACGAUGGGCCGUACAAGCCGUUGACACGCCCACCCGGCUUCGGUGCAGGGGGUCCCUCGAGCGAGCCGGUCGAGCUGCCGCCCCGGUCCGGCUUCCAUCGCGGCGGCCGGCGCGGCGAGCACCGCGGCAGAGGUGGCAGGGGGCGAGGCGGGUUCGGGCGCGGCGGACGCGGCGGCGACAAUAACCCGCCGAGGGAUGGCUACUCUCAGGCUCCUCACGGAUACGGGCAGUAUCCCCAACAUGCGCAGCAACCACAGCAACAACCACAGCAACAACCCGCAUGGGCAGGCCCAUCCCAUCCUGCUCCUCAGUCGCAAGCUCCGGCGCCGUCCAUGCCUGCCUUUGGCUUCCAGUUUCCCGGCUGGCCGCAGCCCCAAGGGCAGCAAGGGGUUCCGUCCUCUGGCCCACUGCCGCCUCCGCCUCCACCGCCAGGCUGGCCUGGUCAAGGGAAGCAGCAGCAGCAGCAGCAGCCUGGCGGUGGCGCAUUCGUCAACCCAGCUCUGCUCGCGGCGUUGAUGAGCCAGAUGCAGGCGCAAAGCGGAGGCCAGCAAUGGGGCGGGCAACAGCAGCAUCCGCCUCCGUCAUGA